UAAAAAUCUUUGGUAAAUCUUAUUAUGUUAGAAGACCCUAGUGUGGAUUCCAUGGCAGCUGCACUCUUGAAAAAGUUUUGGAAAAUUGCAAGUGCACUCUUGCACAUGUGACAAGUAUGGUUUAGGUGUUUUUUUUAAGAUUACAAAAAUGAAUUUCUAAAUUUUUUUACACAACUGAGUCUUGUGUUCAGGCUUGCCAAAAAGUUCAGAGCUGCUUAGCUGAAAGAUGUGGCCCUGUGAGCAAAGGGAACAGAAAGUUUUAUGAUCAAGUUCAUUGAGUUUAGCUUAAAAUACAUUUCAGAAUAUUUUUUACAGUCAUUUUUUUGCAAUCCUUUGAAAUGAUUUGCCAUAUUUUAGGCCCUCUUUGCAACCCCCUAGACCUAAUUCCUUUGACAAUGUGCUCUCUGUCCCCCUCUUAGUGACCCAGCUUGAGAUCAUCAAUUAGGUUUGUCAUGUUUCUAGCCUUUUUAAAAGUUAUUUUUAAAAUUAUUCCUUUAAUUGCUAGAACAAUAGGAAUUUGAACAACAGCCACUUACGGUAGUUGUUGGAAAGCUUAGUUUCAACUUUCAAUCAUUUAACUUGCCUGUGGGGGUAGAGUGAUAUUAGCACGAUGGGUAAUUCCAUGUCCAAUCAUCCAGGAUUGCUUUGAUUUUCACACAAUAGUUAAAUAUGAUCAAGUUACACUACUUUCCCAAAUUUCAGAAGAAUAACUUAAAUAUAUACAUUUCAAGUUAUUAUAGUUUAAAGAUUUUGCUAAUCUCAGCAAUUUUCAAAAUUAAAAAAGGCAUGGCCAUUCAAGCCGUCACUCUCUAAAUGCGUAUAUCCCUGUUUUAUAAACGACAUGUAGCUGAAAAUGCGUAUCCAACCUUUUCUGAGGCUGUCAAUUCCAUAAAUCAAGUCAAUUUUAUCAGUGGGGGUAGGGGAAAGAUGUUACAAAGAUGUUUGCUAAUUUGCACGGUAAAGCUCACACCCUGUUCUUGAUUGCAAGUUUUGGGGUGUAGCCAGGUGACUAUGACGUUAACUUAGAAUUUAACAGCAAAUUUAACUUGGUAACUAGGCAUGUAAAAGAAACACGUAUCAAUUUAUUAUUCUGUUUAAAAACACUCAAAGUGUUUGAGUGUAACUAGGGGACAGUUGAACAUUUUGUGGUAUGGGAAUGCAAUAGAACAAUGCUGAUUAAAUAUAUGUGUUACUGGACACUUCCUGAAACUUAAUAGCACUUCCUUGAUAAUUCCUUCCUUAACACAAAUAUUUGGGUGUUGCCAGGCUAGUUGUAGAGAAGUUGUGUUGCAAAAUGGAAGCUAAAUGUACUUUUGGAUUAUUACUGGAGGAUGAGUGCCAUAAACAUUCAUACAGCAGACAAACAGGUUUGAAGAGUUUAUCUGAACUUUCUGAUGAUAGUUGCGAGGUCUACCUGUGGAGAGCUGGUUUGCUGGACAAAGUUGAUUGUAAAUUUGAAGGUACUAUAUGCCUUCAUCACGAAUAUGUGUUCAGGACAAAGUAUGAAGAAAAAGAAAAGAAAUGCUGCAACUUGUUUAAAAAGCACAAAAAGAAAGCUGUUGGCAGCCUCACUUUAAAACUGGAGCUGGCUAAGCAGUUGAAAGACAAAGGUAUUUCUGUUGUACCAGGUUCAAAGCUGUGUAGAAACUGCGAUGAAAUGGUGAUAUCUGAAGAAAAGACAGAGUCCAGAGAGGGAAAACCUCUACAACCAGAAGAUCCAGACCCUACUUCAAAAGAGGAGGAGGAUUUUGAACUAUCAUCUAGAGAAAGGUUAGAAACAAGUUUUGAACUUGCAGGGGUAUCCCCAAUUAAAUUACACAGCUUACCUAAGAGUCGAAAGGUAUCAGUAGCAAAAGAAAAACUGCAAAAGCAGCGAAAGUUAUUGGAGUUGAUGAUUGGAGUUGAUGUCCUACAAAUGCUAUCACUACAGGAACCUGAGAUUUCCCUUAAAAAAGAAGAAUCAGAUAAAGCUAAAAACUAUGAUGAGCUUUUAUACAACUUAAAAGAAAACAUUAUUUGCUCUGGAUACAGGGAGAAAAUCCAAAUCUUGACUUUAGCCCCUGACUUAUGGCCAAGAGCAAAGGUUGUAGAGUUUUUUGGAGUUUCUGAGUACCUUUUUAAAACUGCAAGAUCUGUAAAGAAGGAGAAAGGAAUACUUGCCAUUCCUGAGUCAAAGAAGGGGAAAAAAUUGCCUGACUAAACAGA
This is a messenger RNA of Rhopilema esculentum, 2205 nucleotides long. NCBI's taxonomy places the organism in Eukaryota, Metazoa, Cnidaria, Scyphozoa, Rhizostomeae, Rhizostomatidae. The record is from RefSeq and is a predicted model, not a curated record.